Molecule: messenger RNA, 1730 nt
Organism: Chenopodium quinoa (quinoa)
Lineage: Eukaryota; Viridiplantae; Streptophyta; Magnoliopsida; Caryophyllales; Amaranthaceae
Exons: 8
Coding region: 549-1688 (379 amino acids)
Biological process (GO): protein desumoylation
Cellular component (GO): nucleus
Molecular function (GO): deSUMOylase activity
Source: RefSeq, a predicted model, not a curated record
CUAUUAAAAUCACCUUAGUUUUCAUCAUAGUUUUAUAUAGCGUUUAUUCCUAAACGCUGUUAAUUAAGUGCUAUCAAUUAAAGUGGUUAUAUAUAAUAAAUAAAUAAUAAAAAAAGUAUUCCUAUUUCUUAGCCUAAUUUCCCACCAAACUACUAGUAUUAGAAUACUAGUCUACUACUCACAAUUACCCACGACUUCACUGCUCCUUCCACUUCACAAUUUUUUUUAUUUUAUUUUUUGUUUUGCCGCUAGAAACUACAGCCCUCAAUCCCAAUUUCCCCAAAUUGAGUUCCCUUCAAUCCAAAUCCAAAUCCCAGUUUCCCUAAAUUAAUUAAAGAGUUCCCUUCAGUCCAAUAAAUUGUUGAGCAAUUCCUCUUCUCCGGCAAAUUGUGGGCAGUUGAGCAAUUCUUCUAUUUCUGCAAAUUGAGCACUUCAUUGUCCUCUCAAAUGGUGUUUGCGGGCUUCGUUGAUUGAAAUUAUCAAUUGGAAUAAUUGCAUGCCAGUUAGCUUUAUCAGAUCCGAGUUAUAGAGUGGUAGCUACUGGAAAGAUGCACAAUGUUAACAAUGGUUCUAUGGUACAUAAUAAAUCAUUACCAUCGGGUUACAUGCGAGUUGCAAUAGAUUAUACAACUGAGGAGCAUACACCUUUGCACGUCCCUCUCGAUGAUGGUGAAGCAUUCGUCCUUAAAGAUGCCAUAAACACAAUCGUAUUGUGGCCCACACAUCUCAUUAUUACAGAUGUUCCGUGUUCACAGGGUCAUAAAAGUUCUUCAGAUCCCAAAGCUAAGAAGACCAAAGCUUCUCCAUUGAAUACCAUAUUAAGAAAUGAUGAACCUUCUCAUGCAUCAUCUGAAUAUCAACCACAAAAGUUGGAUGACAAUAUUGAAACAAUCCCAUUCCCGGACACCCUUCCGGCUGAUCUUCAAAUAAUGCACAAGUACACUUUGAAGAUGGCUCAGAAAGAACAAAUUCACAUCCUUAUUGACAUGGGAAUUCCUGGUGUCUGUCAUGUCGUAAAUCACAUGUCGUUAUUGCAUCGCCGUUGCCAAAUGCUUGGUUUAGUGGGUUUAUUUGGCUUUUUAUGUCCAAGUGGGAUAUCUCCCGUAGCACAAUUUAAGAAGGGAGAGAUAAAGAAAGUUGAAGAGGAUCAAAGAGCUCGUUCUGAAUACAUCAAGAAUACAUUAUUUAACGUUGAGGCAACUAAAGGAAGGGUCUUCCUAGCACCGUAUAAUGUUGGGAUUCAUUGGGUGUUGUGUGUUAUUGAUCCGUAUAAUGACAUCGUAUAUUUUCUGGAUCCUCUACACAAUGAAAAUAACAAAGGCACAGGAAAUGGAAUUGGAGAUGAUUUGCGUUCAAUUGUCGACAGAGCACUCUUUGGUUUUCGAAGUGAAAAAGGAUUGUUAAAGAAGAUUAAAAUGAGCACCAAGUGGGUGCAGAUACAAUGCCCACGACAAAAUAAUGGCGUUGAUUGUGGAUAUUACGUUAUGAGAUUUAUGAAAGAGAUCAUUGACCAUAAGCAAACCCAAAUUUUUGAAGAUUACUUUCAUGAUUGCAAUGUCUCUAAGAUCACUCUCAAUGGUGAGCAAAAAAAUGCCCACUCACUAUCUCUCUACCCACUUUCUCUCUCAACAAAUCUGUUUUGCCCAUGGGCAAAAAAAUUUCACAAUUUCUCUCCCAAUGGUGAGUAAAAAAAAUGCUUGCCCACUACUCUCUUUCUCUUACUUUUUCAA